AUGAAGGUGGUCAGUAGCUGCAAUGCUUCAAAAACACUAAAUGCCAAUAACAUGGAGCCAUUAACUGGUUGUCAAUCAGAGGGUGAUAUCAAGGAACACCCCCUGUUGGCAUCAUGUGAGAGUGAAGAUAGUAUUUGCCAGCUAAUUGAAAUUAAGAAGAGAAAGGUAUUGUCCUGGCCCUUUCUCCUAAGAAGGCUUUCUGCUUCAUCCGACUUUUCUGGGCAUUUGGAGCCAGAGUUGAAAACGUCACUCUUUGACCAGCCCUUGUCGAUUAUCUGUGGUGAGGACAACUCACUACCCAGACCCAUUCAGGAUAUUCUUACAAUUCUAUGCCUUAAAGGCCCUUCGACUGAAGGAAUAUUCCGGAAAGCGGCCAAUGAGAAAGCCCGUAAAGAACUUAAGGAGGAGCUCAACUCAGGGGGCACAGUAGAUUUAGAAAACCGCCCCGUGCACCUUCUGGCCGUGGUUUUAAAGGACUUUCUGCGGAGCAUCCCCCUAAAGCUGCUGUCCAGUGACCUGUUUGAGGAGUGGAUGGGCGCCCUGGACAGGCAGCAUGAGGAGGACAGAAUCGAGGCCCUCAAACAGGUUGCUGAUAAACUUCCCCGGCCCAAUCUCACUCUGCUCAAGCAUCUGGUCUACGUGCUCUACCUGAUCAGCAAAAGCUCUAGCACCAACAAGAUGGACUCAAGCAACCUCGCCAUCUGCAUUGGCCCCAACAUGCUGGCCCUAGAGAAUGACCAGAACCUGUCAUUCGAAGCCCAGAAAGACCUGAACAAUAAGGUCAAGACUUUAGUGGAAUUCCUCAUUGAUAACUGCCUAGAAGUCUUUGGGGACCACAUCCCGGCACCUUCCAGCAUCACUUCCGACGACUCCCUGGAACACACGGAUAGCUCAGAUGUGUCAACCUUGCAGAACGAUUCGGCCUAUGACAGCACAGACCCUGAUGCUGAGUCCACUAGUGUCGGCUGCUCUCAGAGCGGGAGGCUGCAGUGUCCACGUGAGCCAGACCUGAAGCCCAUUGUCAGCACUGUGGCCAGGCUGAAAGGCUCCCUGGAUCAACCUGACAGGAGGUAUUCCGAACCCAACAUGUCAUCCUCACCAGAGUGCCUUGAGCCUGGGAUCACAAGGCAAAAGCUAACCAAGAGUGAGGAUAACUUCAUCGUGCCCCCAAAAGGCUCUCGUUUUGAAAGUGAGGAACCUGAAGACCCAUUCCCAGAAGAGGUGUUUCCUGCAGUGGAAGGCAAACCCAGAAGAUCACUGGACCUAAAGGCAAAGAGCAUGGGUCAGGGCCCAGGCUUCCCACGUGGACUGUUCCCAAAGGUUGUCUCCAGUGGCUCCUUGGAUGGAUCCUCUGACAGUUCCCCCAUGGUGUCUCCAUCCAGUCCCAAAAGAAAUUUCUUCACCAGACACCAGUCCUUCACCACAAAGACUGACAAAGGGAAGCCCAACCUAGAAAGAAAAAAACACUCCAUGUCAUUCUCUUUUGCCCCUCACAAAAGAGUGCAGGCCCAAACCACCAUCUGUGGGGCUGAAAAAUGCAAAGACUUUCCCAAAAACCACUUGAAGAAGAGUUUUAAGAAAGAAAGCCAGCUUGCUGGCCGCAUCGUCCAGGAAAACUGGUCUGAAAUCCACAGCCAAACGGCUCUGGAUUUCAGCUCAAGACCCCAUACCGUCUCAGUUGAUGAUGUGUUUCAACAAGUGGAUCAGAGAACUCCUGGAAAUCCACCAUCUUAUGAAGAGGCCAUUCAGUGCCAAGCAUUCGAACUCGCUGCCUACAGGAGCCAAACUGUCCAAAGUAUGAGGGAAAGAAUGCUCAGUCAAGACUCCAUACAACCACCACUCGUACCUUCCCUCCAUGUAGAGGAUUCAAAAUGCACAUUCAGUCAAGGGACACUAAGUACACAUAGACUGUCUCCCAUGACUGAGAGCUGGACACAAAGCAGGACUGUGUGUGCCUCUGUGGAAACUAAAGAGGAAGUGACUCUUCUAGGGAGAUCCACUCUUUACCGACUGAGAACAGAGUCAGAGUCCAGAGACAAGAACAAGUGGGACUAUCGAGUACAGCGUUGUAGUCAGCCUGUCUUUGAGGCUGACCAAUUCCAAUAUGCUAGAGAAUCCUACAUUUAG
Chrysochloris asiatica (Cape golden mole) is the source of this 2127-nucleotide messenger RNA. It is a transcript of the gene TAGAP, whose product is annotated as T-cell activation RhoGTPase activating protein. Gene Ontology annotation, biological process: signal transduction; regulation of Rho protein signal transduction. Gene Ontology annotation, molecular function: GTPase activator activity. The transcript has 9 exons. Bases 1 to 2127 code for a protein of 708 amino acids. Lineage: Eukaryota; Metazoa; Chordata; Mammalia; Afrosoricida; Chrysochloridae. The record is from RefSeq and is a predicted model, not a curated record.